UUGUUGUCCACUAACACUCACCUCACACUCAUCUUCACUCUCCCGGACGCGUUCUACUCGAUAAUCGACCUUAUGGCUGCGACACCAGCGGAACAAGCCCUCCUCGCGCACGUCGUAGCGCAGAUGGAGUCGAAUAUCGAUUUUCUCAUGCGUCGGGCGAUUCGCGCCAAGCUCCCGAAGACAAAUGGGGCUAUUGCGAGGGCGUUAAGCAGCGGGCCGGUCCCCAUCGCGUCCACGACGUCUACGCGCUCGGUACCGCAGACGCCCACGGCGACCGUCGUAAAGGCGAAAGCAACCUGGGGAUACAACGAGGACGGUUCUGUGAAACCCAAAGAUCUGUCCUUCCUCGCGGGGGAGAUCAUCAAAAUCGUCGCCGAGACGAACGAGGACUGGUGGACGGGCAAGCACCGCGGCAAGACCGGCCUCUUCCCGUCCAACUACGUCGUGAAGAUCGCCGAGCCUGCGCUCCCCGCCCGCAACCUGCCGCCCGUGCGCGCCUACUCGGGACCCGCGCCUCCCAUCGUGCUCCACCCGCCACCUGCCCCACCUUACGAAUCCGGGCAGCUGUUUGGGGCCGCGCUUCAUGGCUCAGACCUCCCGCCCAGCGUCGGAUCUCCGCAGACCAACUCGGUAGGGCUGCAGGAGGCUCCAGGCCAAGACAAGAAGAAGAGCAAGUACGGUGCACUCGGGAACACGAUGGCUCAUUCGGCCGCAGGCGGUGCCGGGUUCGCGGUCGGAAGCGGACUC
Molecule: messenger RNA, 747 nt
Organism: Punctularia strigosozonata HHB-11173 SS5
Lineage: Eukaryota; Fungi; Basidiomycota; Agaricomycetes; Corticiales; Punctulariaceae
Exons: 5
Molecular function (GO): protein binding
Source: RefSeq, a predicted model, not a curated record